Molecule: messenger RNA, 6030 nt
Organism: Oncorhynchus mykiss (rainbow trout)
Lineage: Eukaryota; Metazoa; Chordata; Actinopteri; Salmoniformes; Salmonidae
Source: RefSeq, a predicted model, not a curated record
GAAGAUUUGAAACCAAGUGGGGACAAUGCAGACAGAUUUGUGACAGAUUGUGUGUGUGUGUAGUGGAGGAGAAAAUAUUUUACAGAGCAGGACCAUGUGGCUGGGGACUUGAAAUAUUUCUGCCCAGGGUAGAUUUACCGUAUUCUGAUGCAGUCCUCGGAUCAUAAAGCGCUGGUCAUGAGAUUCACCUGAAAAAUUAAGAUGGUGGAGGGUUGUGAAAGAAAGGAAACCAGCUGUAAAGAUCCAGGAAGGAACACUGGAGCGGCUGGUGCAGACCCAACUGAUGGCAUUCAGGGACAAUAAGCUUGCCUACACCAGCAUCUUCCUGUCCACAUACCGCACCUUCGCCAGCACGCACACCGUGCUGCAGCUGCUAGACAAUUGUUGUUCAAGGUGAUUCCUCACCACUGCCUGGGCUCCAUCUGGUCCCAGAGGGAUAAGAAACAGAACAAGCACAGUGCUCCCACCAUCCGUGCCACCAUCACCCAGUUCAACGCUGUGGCAGCGUGUGUGGUCAGCACCAUACGGCACCGACAACAGAUCUGCCCGCUUCUCAGGGCACGGGUCAUCAAGCGCUGGAUAGACGCUGGAUCGCUCAGGAGUGUCGCGUGCUUAAGAACUUCUCCUCGCUGCGUGCCAUUGUGUCUGCACUGCAGUCCAACCCACUCUACAGACUGAAGAGGGCCUGGUCCUGGGUGCCCAAAGACAGCAUGUCUUCAUUUGGGGAGCAAUCAGACAUCUUACAUCACAAACUCUACCUGACUAGCGAAGAGCUGCUGAUGAGGGAGGGCACCUCUAAGUUUGCCAAUCAGGUAGGCUGUGCUAAGGAGCACCAGAAACACACUCACCAACGAUUCCAGAGGAAAUUAGAAAUGGGUGCCAUGCAGGGGACAAUACCUUACCUGGGCACCUUCCUGACAGACCUGACCAUGUUAGAUACAGCCCGGUCAGACCUAGUAGAGGGGGGGCUAAUCAACUUUGAGAAGAUGCGAAGGGAGUUUGAGGUGAUAGCUCGGAUCAAGCUGCUGCAGUCUGCGUGUAACAGCUACUGUCUUAUUGCCAACGCUGCCUUCCUGCGCUGGUUCAAGGGCCAGCCUCAACACAGAGAGGAGGAGAGCCAUGCCAUGUCUUGUGACAUUGAAGGAGUGGGAGACAGAAGUAAGACUUUAUGCAAACUUUGCAAGGGCAUUGUCAAGAGACUUAGCCAGCAGUCGCACACAAGACGGUUGCUCUCCCUAACGCCCAUGUCCCCCUCCUCUCCCCUGCCCCCUGCCUACAACACCCAGGCCCAGGACGCCUGCAUCAUCAGAGUCAGCCUGGAGCAGGGCAACGGCAACCUCUACAAGAGCAUCAUGUUGACGAGUCAGGAUAAGACUCCAGCAGUGAUCUCUAGAGCCGUGGCCAAACACAACCUGGAGAGUGAGCCUGGGGAGGGAUACGAGCUGGUGCAGGUCAUCUCUGACGAAAGAGAACUGGUGAUUCCUGACAACGCUAAUAUGUUUUACGCCAUGAACACCUCUGUAAACUUUGACUUCCUGCUGCGUGUGCGAGGCACGGCGGGGUGGCCUGUCCAGCUGAGGAGUCGCUAUGCCUCCACACUCCCCUGCGCCCAGCAGCGUGCCAGCCUACGCCUCAGCAAGGCAGCGGGGGACCGGCUGCCACCCGGCCACACGGUGAGUCAGCUAGAAACCUGGAAGAUCCGUGCUGGAACUCUGGAGCGGCUGGUAGAGACCCUGCUGACGGGGUUCCGGGGCAAUGACCUCACCUACACCAGCAUCUUCCUGUCUACAUACCGCACCUUCGCCAGCACGCACACCGUGCUGCAGUUACUGCUAGACAAGUAUGGAAUUCCAGAGGAUAGUGAAGAACAGACUGAGCAAUGUAGAACCUCUGAAACCAAAGGAGCUGUUCGAAUUGCCCUUGCCUCCAUCUUGAGAGCCUGGAUGGGCCAGUAUCGAGAGGACUUCCAAGAGCCUCCAUCCUACCCCUGCCUCCACAGGGUGAUGGCCUACCUACAGAGGGCCCUGCCUGGAUCGGAGCCCAUGCGUAAAGCCCAGAGUCUACUGGAGCAGCUGAAGGCUGAGGCCAGUCUGGAUGUAGACUCAGAGGGUGGGUGGAACAGUUUCUCCAGCCGUUUUGACAGCAUACGCUCCUUCGGCCUGUGUGAGGAUGAGGAAGUGGAGAUUGAGGUCCAGGAAGACUUCAUGUCAUUUGAUACAGAUUUGGUGGCAGAGCAACUGACCUAUAUGGAUGUGUUGUUGUUCAAUAAGGUGAUUCCUCACCACUGCCUGGGCUCCAUCUGGUCCCAGAGGGAUAAGAAACAGAACAAGCACAGUGCUCCCACCAUCCGUGCCACCAUUACCCAGUUCAACGCUGUGGCAGCGUGUGUGGUCAGCACCAUACUGCACCGACGCCAGAUCCACCCGCUUCUCAGGGCACGGGUCAUCAAGCGCUGGAUAGACAUCGCUCAGGAGUGUCGCGUGCUUAAGAACUUCUCCUCGCUCCGUGCCAUUGUGUCUGCACUGCAGUCCAACCCACUCUACAGACUGAAGAGGGCCUGGUCCUGGGUGCCCAAAGACAGCAUGUCUACGUUUGAGGAGCUAUCAGACGUCUUCUCGCAUCACAACAACUACCUGACGAGCCGAGAGCUGCUGAUGGGGGGAGGGCACCUCUAAGUUUGCCAAUCAGGUAGGCUGUGCUAAGGAGCACCAGAAACACACUCACAAACGACUCCAGAGGAAAAAUGAAAUGGUGAGAGACGGAGCAAGCUACAAGCCACUGGCAGUUUGUGUUCAAGGCCCUGUUUGUGUUUACGUUUUUAAGGAGGGAAGUCAGUGAGAAGCUUGGCAGUGGCUGCAGAUGUAUUGGUAUGGUUUAUCCUAUGCUUUUACUUUUCCCAGGGUGCCAUGCAGGGACAAUACCUUACCUGGGCACCUUACUGACAGACCUGACCAUGCUAGAUACAAGGAGUGCGAAUUACGGGGGAGCCACAGGGAUGAUCUAUUCCCCUGAAUAGGCAAACUGGGGAGCGGGUCUCUAAAUAUUUAUAAUUAGACCAAGACAAGAACAUAACGCAUCAAUCUCACUGGAGAAAGCAUCCUUGCGAGCGAAAUGGCGCCUGUCAUAGUAUUUUGGGCGAGACAGCACUGGAUAUAUGGGCUACACAGACUGAUAUGCUGGUUUGCUCGCGCUGAGAUUCAGCCACUUGUGUAUUGAAGGAAAUUUAUGAAACAUUUCAUGUAUAAAAAAAUUUAAAAAAUUAAAAAAAAACAUUUUGGGGCGAAACUUGGCAUCCACUAGUAGUAGGCCUAAUAGCAAUCGAUGAAUGUCAUUAUGAUGUUUGGAACAGAUUUCCAUUCAUCAACUGGAUGCUGGAAUUAUUUUUGAGUAGAUGAAUGUGCACAGCUGCAGGUAGCUGAUUUAAGUGAAUUCUUCUUUUUAAUUUUUUUUUAACAAUAACCAGGUUUCCAUCCAACCUUUUCAUGUGAGUAAUGGACAUGCCAGAUAAAUGUCACGACAGGCCUGAUGGAAACACCUAAUUUGUUGGCAAACUUUCCAAUUUGACUAAACAAAACACUCAACAAGGUGGAUCUUGUCGGUGAGCUCUUCAACUUUGAGAAUAGGUGACAGACUGUUCCUGGGAGUUGACUCCUCAGCAGCCAGUUCCCCAUUGAGUGAAACAGCCUGGCCCGCCCUGCAUGUACUGUCGCUUGGUCUUCCUGUUGGCCAUGUCCCUUGCCUAAAACACCCAGGCCUCCUGCAUCAUCCUAGUAAGCCUGUGUUAUGCCAUGAACACCUCGGCCAACUUUGACUUCCUGCUGCACUGCUGUACAGUGCUCCAGCCCCCCCCCCCCCCCCAGAUAUGCUGGGAGACUGAGAAGGACCAAACAUGGGGUAAUGAGUUCAAGUCAAUGAGGUAGACUCUGAAUGACCUAUUCCCUUGUCCCCAAUCGGACCCCCACCGCUGUGCCCCCCUCCCCCACACCAGUAGCAGACUGUGGCCUUCCUGUCCACUGUGUACCACGUGGGGCUGCACCUCAUUGUGAGCUGUGUGAUAGGUUACUACUUGGUUUUAACAAGUUAUUUCCUUUUUAUUAUUGUCUAGCUGUCCUAUCUCACCUCUAUGGUGUAGUGACACAAAUAGGAUGGGUCUCUAUGUGAGGCCCGGAUUGCGCUGCCUGACGCAUUGAUUAGCAGUCCUAAUAGAAAUGCAUUUCUUAGUGUUUGGGUGACUUCGGGAGGUGGGAAGUAGAUGGAAUGAGUGACCUAAUCUUAAACUCUUUUUACCUCAGAACAAAAUGGAGUAUCAUUUAGUUUCUCUUUGAUUCGUUUUUUUUUUACAGGGCAGAAAACCGUGUCACACACAAUGAACAAAUCAUUAGGAACACCUCUUUCCAUGACACUGACCAGGUGAAGGCUAUGAUCCCUUAUUGAUGUCACCUGUUAAAUCGCACUUCAAUCAGUGUCGAUGAAGGGGAGGACACAGGUUAAAGAUAUUUAAGCCUUGCAAUAAUUGAGAGAUGGAUUAUGUGUUUGCCACUCCGAGGGUGAAUGGGCAAGACACAAAAAUAUUUAAGUGCCUUUUGAAUGGGCUAUGGUAGUAGGUGCCAGGCACACCGGUUUGAGUGUCAAAAACAUCCCUGUGGUACACUUUCAACACCUUAUAGACUCCAUGCCCCAACAAAUUGAGGCUGGUCUGAGGGCAAAAUGGGGUGCAACGCAAUAUUAGGAAAGUGUUCCUAAUGUUUUGUACACCAGUGUAUGUCAAUCAAACUUGUUGAGGGUGACUGAGGACAAUGUUUUUAAAUUGUAUGUUAAUUCCGAUUCUGUUCAGCCUGUCAACGUGGCUGAAUGUGGCUGAAUGUGGCUGAAUGUGGCUGAAUGUGGCUGAAUGUGGCUGAAUGUGGCUGAAUGUGGCUGAACGUGGCUGAAUGUGGGUCAGCAUUUUACAGCCCUUUUCUUGGUGUCACUUUUUUUUAUUUUAAAGUUCAUUUCUUACAAUUGUAGCUACACAUUUUUCCAUGGAGCUUUGAGAAAAUGUUGCGGUUUGAAAGUUUAUAAACGGCGUUUGUACAUUCAUCACUUUUGUUUUCAAGGAUUUAUACCAGAACUGGUGCUUGUUAAAAAAAAAGUUGUUGUUGCAAUUUAUAAGUUGAGGAUAAUUUUGUGAAGAGAAACAACUUUGUGCCGAAAGAGGAACUAUGUUUCUGGUUUCAUUUUAACCUAGUGAGUUUGGCGUGAUACAGCCUCAUUAUCUACAUGAGAGCCUCCCACCAGGGGGUAAGGAAUAGUAUGUUUCAUUUCAAACUUUGAGCAGUGAAAAUCUGCGUAGCAGGCAAAAAAGAAACCGCCCAUUUUGACAAAUACGACAUUCACGUAUUGCUUCGUACUCCAUUUGCAGGAACUGUAAUGUGUGCCGAGCCUCUUACAGGAUGUUCAGUUGGAAAUGUACUGUGCAGAACAGACUGUCAUUCAGAAUAGGCAUGUCCGUUCUUACAUUACUUUUGUAUCUACAACAUUCUGAACAGCCAGCUCCCUGUGCAUCGAGCCUCACCCAAACACUCACCCCCAAUAGUUUGUCACAGACGAUAUGAAUUAUAUUUUCACACUAGCCCACAAGGACACUAAUUCAGUUCCUCCUGUGCCGAGGCCUCUACACACUGACACCCACCCCCCUUUUAACGGAAUCCCAAGGAUACCGGCUCUCCCACACUGCCUAACCAGCAUUAACACCUCCACCCCACCUGUCUAACCCACACAGUGAAACCGGUCCCUACCAUAUACACUCCUACGUUUCAUCUAUUCUCUCCAUCACACUGGUUAUUACUAUAACGCUCAUUCUCUAAUACUGACAUUCUGGCCAUCUCACUGAGCAGUAUACUGGGCUGUUAUUGGUCAUUCAGUACUAAAUGCUGGGCAAGAUGUACUGUGGUCGAUUCUCAUGCAACACUUGUGAAUUUUCUCUAAUGAACUCAGUUUCUGUGUGUCUUCACUGCCAAAAUUCUCUACCUAAAUAAAUGAUCAUUACUA